Messenger RNA from Ruditapes philippinarum (Manila clam), 1266 nucleotides. Its product is annotated as type-1 angiotensin II receptor-like. Gene Ontology annotation, molecular function: G protein-coupled peptide receptor activity. Gene Ontology annotation, biological process: G protein-coupled receptor signaling pathway. The coding region runs from base 1 to 1266 and encodes 421 amino acids. Lineage: Eukaryota; Metazoa; Mollusca; Bivalvia; Venerida; Veneridae. Gene Ontology annotation, cellular component: plasma membrane. The record is from RefSeq and is a predicted model, not a curated record. The transcript has a single exon.
AUGGAUAGUAACCAGCAUAAGGGUUCAGAUAUUGCUAGAAUGAUUUGGAUUGUGGGAUCCCCAAUUAUUUUUACCAUAGGAGUUUUCGGUAACCUUAUGACAAUUAUUGUACUCAACGGUAAGCGAAACAAGUAUACUUCAUCUACUGUGUUUCUGACAUUUUUAGCAGUCGCAGAUUUGAUAAUGAUGGCUAUAAUGUUACCUAGAUGGUGGUUAAUCUAUUUGUUUGGCUUCGAUGUCCGGCAUAUUCAUAACAUCAUUUGUAAAAUACAAUUCUUUUCAACUUACUUUGGCAGUGGCUGGUCAGCUUCUCUAUUGGCAGCUGUAACAAUCGAGCGUACCAUAUGUACAGUGAAACCUUACAGAGUAAAAACAAUAUGUAGUGUACAAGUUGCAGUAAUAACAUCACUUUUCCUAGCACUUACAUUGUUUGUAAUUCAUGGACAUGUUUUGGUUGGCAUUAACCUUCAUGAAAUAAUAUACAAUGAGGCGUAUCAAACAAAAACUAGUUCAUCGAUGAAUGAUUCAAUAAAACUUUCGGCCAAUACAUGUGAAAGUAUGCUGGACAUGCUUUUUGAUACUGAAAGAAGUAUGUUAAUAAAUACUUUAAUGUUAGAAGAGGAUUGCGGUUCAAGCGAUGCAUCAAGAAUUGAUGACUCCUUUGUAAACAAGAUUUCAAAUGAUGAGCUAAAUGAUGUUAGAAUGAUCAAAGUAUGCUGGUAUGAUGAUUUACGAUAUGGACAAUAUUUCUCCGGAAUUCAUCAAAUUGUAGCAAGUAUUUGUUAUUUAAUUAUCCCUGAGACAAUAUUCUUUGUCGGCGGCCUUAUUAUAGCAAGGAGUCUUCAUAAAAGUAAAAUAAUGCGCAAGGGUAUGAGGACCAAAUUCAUGCGAACAUCGGGCUUUAAACCAGCUUUUGAUUCUCGAGCCACGCAAAUUACCCUAACAUUGAUUUUGGUCAACAUAGUUUUUGUGUGUACGACAUCACCUGCGUAUAUUUUCUUGAUGGGACGAUCAAGCUGGGUUGAUGAGGAUACGGGGAUGACAACAACACAGGAAAUAAUAUGGGCGGUUGUAAAUAUGAUGAUCUAUAUCAAUCAUUCGAUCAAUUUUGUCUUGUAUUUUUUAAGUGGAUACCGAUUCCGUCGUCAAGUGUUAGAAACAUUUGGCUGCCUCAAAAGCCCGGAUGUGGUUAAUGGUAUGGGUGUCUGCACUAAAAAGCGUAGAACCGCCUCCGUAUCUCAUACUGAUGACUCCAAUUUCAAAUAG